This is a messenger RNA of Drosophila serrata, 1545 nucleotides long. Its product is annotated as alpha-tocopherol transfer protein-like. Gene Ontology annotation, cellular component: membrane. NCBI's taxonomy places the organism in Eukaryota, Metazoa, Arthropoda, Insecta, Diptera, Drosophilidae. The record is from RefSeq and is a predicted model, not a curated record. Gene Ontology annotation, molecular function: phosphatidylinositol bisphosphate binding.
ACUCGGCGGCUAGCUAGUUAACUUGCUUUAGUUAGUGGCUUUGUGCGGAACCCGAGAGAUACCUUUGCAACGCAAAUGGACGCAGACACGAAACCAGAGGUGGCUCCCGUUCCCGUUUCCAACUCCGCCUGGAGUGACCAGCUGGCGGAGAUGAUGGCCUGGUUCGAGGGCAACCCCAACCUGCCCGAAAAGAUUGAACCCAUUGUGAUGCUCCGUUUCCUCAAGUGUAUGGCCUACGAUGUGAAGAAGACCAAGGCCCUGGUGGAGCUCAACUACAGCAUGCGGAAUAAGCAUCCGCACUUGUUUAUGGAUCGCAACAUGAACGACGAGAUGACCGCCAAGGGAUUGAAAGUGUCCGACUGUCUGAUACUGCCUGGUAUUACGCCCGAGGGUAACAAGCUGCUCUUCUUCCGCAUGACCGACUUCGAUCCAUCUACGCGCAAUUCGGUGGAGGAAACCAAGAUCUUCUUUAUGCUAAGCGAUGCUCGGUUCACGAGGCCGGAUGUGGAGGUGGAUGACGGAAAGGAGUACGUUCUGGACGAAGCAGAUAUUGCAAGCGGGGAUGUGCAGAUUGUGGAUAUUGAGGGCUAUACCCUGCGACACCUGGCCUACGUCUCGAUCUUUGUGCUGCGGAUCUACAUGAAGUUCCUUCAGGAGGCCUAUCCUUGUCGGCUCAAGGCCAUGCAUGUGAUCAACUGCCCCUCGUUUCUGGACAAGCUUGUCUCCAUGAUGUCGCCCUUUUUACGAGAAGAGGUCCGAAAUAUGAUCAAAUAUCACACGGAGGGCCUGGAGAGCCUCUAUGCGGAGGUGCCCAGGGACAUGCUGCCGGAGGAGUACGGUGGCAAGGCGGGCACCGUGGAGCAGCUGAAGGCCAGGAGCAUUCAGUCCCUCCGCGAAAAGAGUGAAUAUCUGAGUGACGAACGCUUCUGGAAGGUUACGUCGCAGAGCAAGAGCCGCUGGUUAUGGUUCUAAUACCCUGUAGGAUCCUGGUUCCGAUAUCCCUUGGCGAACGUGAUAUUCAAAUGUGAUCAGAGAGCGCGCCUUGCCAAAGCGAAGCUAUCGAUAAAACGGGGAUGUCCCCGUUUCGGAAUUCAUUCAGUUUGAGGAAUCAACAUUAAUGUUUAUAAGACCUUUAGUUAUUCCAUUAAAUUCUCGCCAUUAUAUCUGUAAGUAAGGGUUGGAAUUUAUCUAAUUUAGUCUUUUGUUUUUGUAAAAGGGUUAAUCUAAGCCUAGCAAUCUUUUCUAUUCUAUCAUCCCAGUAAGGGUAAGGAAACUGUAGAAUUAUUACGAGCAAUAUCCAAUAAAUUAAAUUAGAUACAUUUUAUUGCCAUCAAGAGUCAAUUAGGAAUUUUAAUUAACUUCAUUACGGCUGCUUGAGGCCAUUUGUUUGAAUCAUUUUGUAUUUUAUUGUUUGGGAAAAAGCAAGUGAAAUGCUUAGCCACUGAAGGAAUAUCAAUAAGCAGAGCCAUUAAGUGUGUCUAAAAUUAUAUUUAAAUUAUAUUUUUAGCUCGUAAUAAAAUCAAUCUACAAGAACUAGCAAUUAAA